CAUACAUACGUACACACAUACGUAACGGUAAAAUAAACUGUUAUGGCGGAGUGAGUUGGAAUGUGUUGGAAUGUGUCGGAAUGUUGAUGAUCGGUAUAAAUAAAUAUUAAAGAAAAUUGUAUAACUAAUCAGUAAAGAUACAUUGUGAAGACAGUCGCGUUUACGCACUUACGAUUUUUUGAGAACAAUUUAAGCAUUCAUUGAGAAAACAGGGAAGAUACAUCAGAUACACGUGUUGCUCCGAAAAGAUCGAAGUGUACUUCAAACAAUAAUGUCAAUAAUUCUGCAGUUUAAUUGUCUGACGCAGAACGAGACUGCGAGAAAAGCAAUGGAGAGCUACGUUGAAAUCUUACAAAAAGCAUUUGAACAUUAUCAAAAUUUGUGGGAAAAUUAUAUAAAAUUGCAGGAAAAGUAUAAACAGUGUAAUGCACUGCAUUCUUCGUCUCAAGUGACGAUUGAUACAAAAAUAAAAAAUGAAGCAACUUCGCAACAGUCGCAACAGUCGAAUAACGCUGAUGGACAAGAAAAUAAUAGUACUCCAUCUUAUAUUCCAUUAUUGAGAUUAGUUACAAAUUCGAUUGAUCUUAAUUCCGAUACAAAACCGAGUCUGUCAGAUACAAGUGAAUUUUUGCACAAAGAUACCAACGAAAAUAAUCGGCCAGAAAGUCCAAUAUUUUCUAAAAUAUGUGCAAAAACUGGCGCUAAAUCUGCAAAGAAAUUGCGUUUAUCUAAAAUGUUAUGCAGUGACUCAACUUCAGAUAUGAAGACACAUCAUGGUGAAAAAGUUUCUUCAAAGUAUGAUCACAAAUUAGAAAUUAGUACAACACAUCAUGUGGAAACCACAUUUUUACCAGAUGGAAAAAGAUUGAAGCAAUCUCGACUUGCAUUUCAUCCAGUCAAAAGUAACGAAAAUACUAUAUUAGCCUCAAGUAUACAUAAACAUAAGCCAGCUAGUAGAUUGUAUAAUGUCGAACAGAGUUUUACUGAAGAAAAUUCUAUAGUAAAUGCUAAAGAAAUUUCUACUAAAAAUACAAGUAUUACUGCAAGUACUGAAAAAAGUGCUACAAAUAACAGUACUGAAAUUUCUGAGGAUGUGAUAGAAGUCAGUCCUACACAGAGAAAUAUUACAUCUAAAGUUAAGCGACGUUUAAAAUUGAAGAGGAAAAAUCUUGCAAGACUUAUAAUAAAAAAUUCUCCGAAUAAAAAUAAAUAUCUUAAUCAUAGACCUGAUCCUAGUGUUGUUCCAGAGAUAAUAAAUGUAGAUUUUGGGUUAUGUCCUUCGCCGAAAUAUACUUCUACACAAAUAGAUGAUGAUAAAUCCUUAAUGAAUACUACAGUUAAUACAGCGAAAGAUAAAGUUAGCACACAUUAUCUUUCACCAAUAAAAAUAGAUAAUAAAACCAAUGUUCAAAUUAAAAAAUCUAUUGAAGCUCAAAAGGAAGAUCUAUUAUUAAUACAGAAUCUUAAUAAAGACUUUGCCUACGAAGAUGAAUUUUUUGAUGUACCAGUAACUACAAAGAAAAAUGACAUGGAUAAUUUAAAGGACGAAAUACGUUCGGAUGAUUCAGAAAACAAGCCACCUGAAAAAAAGAUGUUGAAUAAAUUUAAUGUAUUUCCAAAAAGAAAGGCAGAUGUUUCAGAACAGCUCAACAUGCGAUGUAAAGCUGAUAGAGAAAAAUUAAAUGGUUUGGAUUGCUGGGAAUGCAGAAAAUAUUAUCAGAAUUUAUCACUGUCAAAAGAAGAAUUAAAAAAACGAUUGAACCAAUGCUCACGACAUCGACACAAGUACGAGAGGCCAAGUACACCAGAAGGUUUUUGGGAUCCAGAAUUUCCUGAGACGUUGUCAUGCAUUUAUCAACAAGAAAAUUGAAGUAUGUUUUGUCAUUUAAAUCUAAUUUCUCAAGAUUUUAACAUGACUUGAGGUAGAAGUUUAUUAUUAUAAUAAUAUAGCGUGCACAAUCUUUCAUUAUUUUCAUUUUAAGUUAAUUGGGUUUGUUAUGAUUAUUUCUAUUCUACAUGUGUUACACACAUUCGAAUAAGAAAAAGACUAUGAGGUACUUCAACCUGUCAUUGAUGCAAUUGGCCAAUUCCAACUAAUCAUUGAUUAAAUCGGAGUUGGUCGAAGUGGCCCUAUAAAAGAUUAACGAUU
Molecule: messenger RNA, 2149 nt
Organism: Trachymyrmex septentrionalis
Lineage: Eukaryota; Metazoa; Arthropoda; Insecta; Hymenoptera; Formicidae
Exons: 6
Coding region: 272-1870 (532 amino acids)
Biological process (GO): DNA double-strand break processing involved in repair via single-strand annealing; double-strand break repair via homologous recombination
Cellular component (GO): site of double-strand break
Molecular function (GO): damaged DNA binding; single-stranded DNA binding; double-stranded DNA binding
Source: RefSeq, a predicted model, not a curated record